UAUAGUUUUUUUGGUCAUUUAUCGUCUCUCUCUCACUCUCACGCCGUCGCCGCACAUCUCUUUCAACAGUGAGCAGAGCAGUGGACGAUCGAUCAUGGGUCAUUCCAACGUGUGGAAUUCACAUCCGAAGAAAUAUGGUCCGGGGUCUCGCACCUGCCGUGUGUGUGGAAACUCGCAUGGAUUAAUCCGCAAGUAUGGUCUCAACUGCUGCAGACAGUGCUUCCGUAGCAACGCCAAGGAAAUCGGUUUCAUUAAGUACCGUUGAUGAUCCACAGGAGCAUCGUGUCUUUUGGGGUUUUCAAACUUUAAGCUUUUUUUAUCUUGUAAUGGAUUUAUCUGCAUUGAACUAAUCUGACAAGCCUUUUUAGCUGUUGAAUCAAUGAAUUACCUUGUUUGACUAUUUUGCUUAUAAAUUUAUAAUAUCUUUGCUUUAUAUU
Molecule: messenger RNA, 437 nt
Organism: Camelina sativa (false flax)
Lineage: Eukaryota; Viridiplantae; Streptophyta; Magnoliopsida; Brassicales; Brassicaceae
Product: small ribosomal subunit protein uS14z/uS14y/uS14x
Biological process (GO): cytoplasmic translation
Cellular component (GO): ribosome; cytosolic small ribosomal subunit
Molecular function (GO): zinc ion binding; structural constituent of ribosome
Source: RefSeq, a predicted model, not a curated record